Molecule: messenger RNA, 498 nt
Organism: Lacerta agilis (Sand lizard)
Lineage: Eukaryota; Metazoa; Chordata; Lepidosauria; Squamata; Lacertidae
Product: IQ motif and SEC7 domain-containing protein 3-like
Exons: 1
Coding region: 21-395 (124 amino acids)
Source: RefSeq, a predicted model, not a curated record
UCCCGGGGCUCGAGAGUGGAAUGCAGCCCAGCACGCAUCCUAACAUGCCGCGGGAGAGGCUGGAGACAGCAUUGGUGCCCUCUUACCCUGCCUCGGCAGGGACACUUGUACAGUGCCAGCAGAUUGUCAAAGUUAUAGUCUUGGACAAGCCGUGCCUCGCUCGCAUGGAGCCGGCCCUCAACCAGACUCUGACACGCUACGUGUCCUCUGAUUCCUGCAGCUCCACCCCCUUGCGCGGUCUAGGCAGCGGGCUCCAAGGGACCCCGGUGAAAAUCAUCCAUCAGCCCCCGCUUCCGCCACCGCCGCCGCCCUACAACCACCCGCACCAGACCUGUCCCCCCAGCUCCUUGCUUCAGAGGCGCCGGUAUUCCAGCGGCUCACGCAGUCUAGUGUAGCAGCUCCACCAGCACUAGCCAAACAGCACAGACUUACCAUGGGACCCUUUUUCGGUCUUCAAAGAAAAAUCUAGUUUGUGAUUUAUUUUUUAGUAAAACUGAA